CCGGCCUGUCGGAGAGGCGUCCUUCAGGAGUCUGGCGGGCCUAGAGGAAAAGAAAAGUCAAUUGGGCGGGGCUGGAGCUUCUGAGUCUUUCCGUCCCUGCGACCUCCCGGGCGAGGAGUGACAGCCGCACUGACCGAGCAAUGGGUCUGCUGUCCGAGUUGAAGCUGGCUGUGCCCUGGGGCCACAUUGCUGUCAAACUCUGGGGCUCCCAGAAGAACCCUCCAGUGCUCUGCCUGCAUGGCUGGCUGGACAAUGCCAAUUCCUUUGACAGGCUUAUUCCUCUUCUUCCACAAGAUUUUCAUUAUGUGGCCAUGGAUUUCGGAGGUCAUGGGCUUUCAUCCCAUUACAACCCAGGCUUCCCGUAUUGCCACCAAAAUUUUGUGAGUGAGGUCCAGAGGGUGGUAACAGCCUUUAAAUGGACGCGAUUCUCCCUCCUGGGCCACAGUUUUGGUGGCACUGUGGGCGGCAUGUACGCCUGCAUCUUCCCAGAGAUGGUGGACAAACUUAUCUUGCUGGACUCAACACCCUUUCUCCUGGACUCUAAUGAAAUGGAGAACAUCCCACUCUACAGACGGAGGAACAUAGAACACAUGCUGCAGGUGGAAGCUUCCCAGAAGCCCCCGAAGGUGUCCAGCCCCGAGGAAGUGCUGCAGAGGACCCUGAAUAACAACAGCCACUUAAGUAAAGAGUGUGGGGAACUCCUGCUGCAGAGAGGAACCACGAAGGUGGCCACAGGGCUGGUGCUGAACAGGGACCGGAGACUGUCUUUGCCAGAGAAUAGCUUUGACUUCGUGAGCAAGGAGAUGUUCAUGCACCUUACCAGGAACCUUCAGGCCAAUGUGUUGCUGAUCAAAGCAACAGAGGGGUACUACGAUGUGAGAAGAGCCAAUGAUGAGAAGAAGGAGCCCCUGUUCUUCAUGGUGGACACACUAAACACCAUCCUAAAAGAGCGGUUCCAGCUUGUGAAAGUCCCAGGCAAUCACUACGUCCACAUGAACAAGCCCCACCUUGUGGCGGGAACCAUCAGCUCCUUCCUAGAGAGCCAACCCAGGACCUCAUCGUUGCUGUAGCUCUGGUCUUGGAUCCUGUUCGCACUUCCUAACACCCCCAUCCCACAAAAUAGGUGGGGUGGGGCUCACCGGGCUCGAAGACCGAGGGAGGCAGCGGAGAAUCCCAUGGUAGAGCUGUGGCAGGCAAGGGAAAACAAGAUUCUGGCCUUUGAGAAGGGGACAGGUGCCCUGGGGCUUGUGUCUGGUAAGCUGCAGUGAGCUGGUGCAGUGAGCUGGUGCGCUGAGGAAGCAGGGCCUGGGCUGGGUCUCUGGAGCCUGUCCUGGCUGCCAGCCUGUGUGGAAAUAAAUCUGUCUUCACUGCA
This is a messenger RNA of Peromyscus leucopus (white-footed mouse), 1372 nucleotides long. It is a transcript of the gene Serhl2, whose product is annotated as serine hydrolase like 2. The record is from RefSeq and is a predicted model, not a curated record. The coding region runs from base 141 to 1070 and encodes 309 amino acids. The transcript has 12 exons. Lineage: Eukaryota; Metazoa; Chordata; Mammalia; Rodentia; Cricetidae.